Astyanax mexicanus (Mexican tetra) is the source of this 1645-nucleotide messenger RNA. RefSeq names its product aprataxin (gene aptx). The record is from RefSeq and is a predicted model, not a curated record. Gene Ontology annotation, biological process: single strand break repair; double-strand break repair. Bases 196 to 1212 code for a protein of 338 amino acids. Lineage: Eukaryota; Metazoa; Chordata; Actinopteri; Characiformes; Acestrorhamphidae. Gene Ontology annotation, cellular component: nucleus. Gene Ontology annotation, molecular function: single-strand break-containing DNA binding; double-stranded RNA binding; single-stranded DNA binding. The transcript is spliced from 9 exons.
UGAAAUGCACAUGCGGCACAUUGCUGCUGCUGCUGGUUCGGAGAGUUUCUAUUUCAAAGGCUUUUUAAAAACCUCGCCAUCGCACUAAGCCGUGUCAGACCGCCUAUAAACCAUAUUUGAGGAUCAUCUUAAAGAGAUCAGAGUCUUUAUCCUUAUAGCUGCUACAGAUGCUACAGAAGCUACAGAUACAGGAAAAUGCCCAGCUGCUGGUUUGUAAGCGAAGAUGACUGUCACAAACCCAUUCAGCUCCCUCACCAGCAGACUGUGAGUUUGGGUCGAGGUCCAGAAACUAAGAUUAAAGACCAGAAGUGCUCCAGAAACCAAGUUGAACUGAGAGCAGAUUGCAACCGAGGAUUUAUCAGUGUGAAACAGUUAGGAACUAACCCCACCAGUGUGGACCAUGUGGUUGUGGGCAAAGGCAAUCAGGUGCCUUUAAAGCCGGGUCAGAAACUCUACAUGGUCAACCAGCUUUACCCGUACACCGUGCGCUUCACUGAGGACACGUCGGUGACUGGAUCUGCUGGGGAGAAGAGCAAACCAGCGAAAAGGCCACACCAGCGAGAUUCUACUGAAGAUAAGAACGAGGAGAGUCCAGCCAGGAAAAUGUCCACGCCGUCUCAUACAGAACAGGAGUCAAACAGAGCAAAAACAACACCAGCAAAAGCGGAGCCUGCAGGCCAUUGGAGUCAAGGUCUGAAAGUUUCAAUGCAGGACCCAAAGAUGCAGGUGUAUAAAGACGAGAAAGUGGUGGUCAUUAAGGAUAAAUACCCAAAGGCGCGGCACCACUGGCUGGUUCUCCCCUGGGACUCGAUCUCCAGUCUGAAGGCUCUGAGGCCGGAGCACUGCGAGCUGCUGAAGCACAUGCACAAAGUGGGGGACAGGAUGAUACAGCAGUGCCCUGACAACCAGAAACUGCGCUUCCGUCUCGGCUACCACGCCAUACCCAGCAUGAGCCAUAUUCACCUGCAUGUGAUCAGCCAAGACUUCGAUUCUCCUUGUCUGAAGAACAAGAAGCACUGGAAUUCAUUCACCACUGAUUACUUCGUUGACUCUCAGGACAUCAUUGCCAUGCUGGAGCGAGACGGUAAAGUGAGCGUGAAGGAAGGAACGGGUGAGCUGCUGAAGCUGCCGUUGCGCUGCCAUAUUUGCCACAAAGAGCAAGCCACAAUACCCAAGCUGAAGGAUCACCUCAAAGUUCAUCUGUCCUCCUGAAACAUGUUAAACAAGCAGGUUAUAUUAGGAGGUUUUGUUGGAGAGUUGCACUGUAUGUAGAUGUUAAGUGUUACAUAGAUGUUAAUAGAAUAAAUCUACACAGGGAUGUGUUUUCCCAUUACAGUUAAAGAGAAGGUAAAUAAUUUUUAACGUACCCAAAGGUCUGUGUACGUUAUUUACAUGUGACUGGUUUAGGUUUUGUUACUAUAGAAUUGUUCCUAAAUUACAAGUUUUACAGUAAGUUAAAACCUGAUUCAUAAAAAAAGCAUUUUUUGUGUUUGUGUUUUGUUUUAGUAUUUUUGAUGUGUGUGUGUGUGUGUGUGUGUCUGUGUAAGAGAGAGAGUGGGUGUAACUAAACUUAGCCCAACAUCAGACCAAUAUCACAGUUUUUAUAGGCAAGUCAGUUCAAUAAACGAACAUCUUUGCAGCGAAA